This is a messenger RNA of Emericellopsis cladophorae, 525 nucleotides long. Its product is annotated as Retrovirus-related Pol polyprotein from transposon TNT 1-94. The transcript has 2 exons. NCBI's taxonomy places the organism in Eukaryota, Fungi, Ascomycota, Sordariomycetes, Hypocreales, Bionectriaceae. Gene Ontology annotation, biological process: uroporphyrinogen III biosynthetic process. Gene Ontology annotation, molecular function: uroporphyrinogen-III synthase activity. The record is from RefSeq and is a predicted model, not a curated record. The coding region runs from base 1 to 525 and encodes 174 amino acids.
AUGGUACCUGCUCAUGCACGGGACAAUAGCACGGUAAUCCCAGUCUUGUUGUUGAAGACCGAGAGUAUUCCCACGGAUGCAUACCGAGAGCUCUUCUCGUCGGCGGCUGAUCCAGUGUUUGACCCUCGAUUCGUGCCUGUCCUACAGCAUCGCUUCGAGGAUACGGGCCUGGCGAACUUUGAGAAUCUCAUAAGCCACAAGCAGAUUUCGGACGAUGUUGUGUCCAAGUACGGUGGGAUCAUCUUCACAUCUCAACGUGCUGUUGAAGCUUUCACCAAGCUUGUCAAUGAGAGCACAGGCUGUGACGGCAUGCUCAAGGGGUUAGGUAUCCUAGAUCCACAAACGGGACAGGCGCUGCCGACGGAGGAGAGGAGAUCAAGGACAUACGUGGUCACGAUUGGGCCGACGACGCAGCAAUUCUUGAGAGACAGCUUUGGUUUCGAACCAGAUGCCAGCGCUGAGAAGCCCUCUCCCCAGGGCGUCUGGGAGAGCAUACAGAAUCACAGGAAUUCGCGAACACGGUGA